AGUCUCAGGCGUGUCUCUGCGUGAACAGCAGAGAUUUGUGUGUCUGUGAGAGACGUGUGUGUGUGUGUGACACUGUGACAGCGUGUCUUCGUGACGGCGUUUGCGCUUGUGUGUCAGAUACUUGAUUGUGCUUAUUUAACUAAGUGGUUUAUGGGUGAGCGACAGUUGUGUGGCCAUGUGGGUUGUCAUUGGAACUCAUGGCUGUAGGCUCCGCGGAUCCUCCACCCUGUCCCCUUACAACCACUUGGGGCCUGCCGCGGAUAAAAGAGGGAAGUCAGAUUGUGAGCUUUAGAAUGGAAGAAUGGAGAAUCACAGCAAGAUGACACAGACUUGAUCUUGAAAUGAGAUGUUUUGAAGCUGCAAUCGGCCCCAAGGCAUGCUUUCUGGGAAAAGUGCUGCCUGUCUCUUAAAAAAAAAAAAAAAAAGAUACUGAGAGAAAAAAGACUUUUUGUUACACAUCUAAAAGUUAAAGUUCAGCUCUGGCUUCUCUGCAAUCGGCUUCUCUAACAAAGGAAACCUGAGGAAGAUCAGCAGUUUGAAAACCAUGGCCCAGGUGCCAUUGACAUUCAGUGAUGUUGCCAUAGACUUCUCUCAGGAGGAGUGGGAAUGCCUAAAUUCCGAUCAGAAGGAUUUGUACAGAGAUGUGAUGUUGGAGAAUUAUACUAACUUAGUCUCACUGGACUUUGAUUUUACAACUGAGACCAACAAGUUAUCUUCAGAAAAAAGCAGUUAUGAAGUAAAUUCAUACCAUCAGGAGACAAUGAAAAGAAGUAAAAUCUUCAACCCUACAAGGUUUAUUUUCAGAAAUGACCCACAAUGCAGAAUUGAAUUUGGAAGAGAACAGGGUCCUAACAUGGGGUGUUUUAAUCAAAUGACAUUUAUAAAACAUAUAUCUCUUCUUCUACACCAGAGAAUUCACACUAGAGAGAAAUCCUAUGAAUGUAAGGAAUGUAGGAGGGGCUUUAGAAAAUAUUCACACCUUACUGAACAUUUGAGAGACCAUAAUGGUGUGAGACCCUAUGAAUGUACGGAAUGUGGAAAAGCCUUUAUAGUUCUCCAGCAUUUUAUUAGACAUAAAAAAAUUCACACUGAUUUGAAACCCUAUGAAUGUAAUGGAUGUGAAAAGGCCUUUAGAUUUUAUUCACAGCUUAUUCAACAUCAGAUCAUUCAUACUGGUGUAAAACCCUACGAAUGUAAGCAAUGUGGGAAGUCUUUCAGACGUUAUUCUCACCUCACUGAACAUCAAAAAAUUCAUAUUGGUUUGAAACCGUAUGAAUGUAAGGAAUGUGGGGAAACUUUUAGAUUGUACCGACAUAUGUGCCUACAUCAGAAAAUUCAUCAUGGUGUGAAACCAUAUAUAUGCAAGGAAUGUGGUAAGGCCUUUGGUCAUCGUUCAAGUCUUUAUCAACACAAGAAAAUUCAUUCUGGUGAGAAACCAUAUAAAUGUAAACAAUGUGGAAAGGCCUUUGUUCGCAGCUAUCUACUUAUUGAACAUCAGAGAAGUCAUACUGGCGAGAAGCCUCAUGAAUGUAAGGAAUGUGGGAAGGCCUUUAGUAGGGGCUCAAGCCUUCUUAAACAUAAAAGAAUUCAUAGUAGUGAGAAACUCUAUGAUUGUAAGGACUGUGGGAAGGCCUUCUGUAGAGGCUCUCAACUGACACAACAUCAAAGAAUUCAUACUGGUGAGAAGCCACAUGAAUGCAAAGAAUGUGGGAAGACAUUUAAGCUUCAUUCAUACCUUAUUCAACAUCAGAUAAUUCAUACUGAUUUGAAACCAUAUGAAUGUAAACAAUGUGGGAAAGCCUUCAGUCGUGUUGGAGACCUUAAAACACAUCAGUCAAUUCAUGCAGGGGAGAAACCCUUUGAAUGUAAGGAAUGUGGAAAAACCUUUAGACUUAAUUCUCAACUAAUUUAUCAUCAGACAAUUCAUACUGGUUUGAAACCAUAUAUAUGUAAAGAAUGUAAGAAGGCCUUUCGUUCUAUCUCAGGUCUUUCUCAACAUAAGAGAAUUCAUACUGGUGAAAAACCCUAUGAAUGUAAAGAAUGUGGUAAGGCCUUUAAUCGUAGUGAUCGACUUACUCAACAUCAGAGAAUUCAUACUGGUGUGAAACCACACAAAUGUAAGGAAUGUGGAAAGGCCUUCACUCGUUGCUAUCAACUUACUCAACAUCAAAGAUUUCAUAGUGGUGAGAAACUCCUGAUGUAAUGAGAGUCAGAAAGCUUUUAGCUUUGGCACAUCCUUUACCAUUAUCACUAUUCUACCACCUAAUGAUGUUAUGGUCAAGAUUAAAUUAUUUAACGUAAAAUUUAAAUGCUUAAAGGGGCAUCUGGCACAUAGUAUUUGCUUACUAAAUAUUGCGGUUUUUUAAAUGAUAAUCACUAUUAUUACUAUACAUAAAUUCAUGUGGAAGGAAAACCCUAUAAGCAUAUUUUAAAAAUCUUCAGAUAAUUAAUUCUGGACAAAAUCCCAUAGAAUAUACUAAACAAGACAAUUUAUUGAGCUUUUAUUCAAAGCUCAACCCCCUGAAAAUUAAUAAUAAUAUUAAGAAACCCUGUGCCUUUAUUAAAUAUUGCGAGUUCAGCUGUUGUGGAGAGUAGUUUGAAGAAACUUUCUUACAAUAAAUUCUGUUAUACAGAUAACAUACAAUCCACAUGUCCUACAAUUGAAAUAAAUUAACAAUUUGGUAGCCAAAGACCUUGGUUGACUUAGAAAGGUUUUCCUUGAGUUUUUGAAAGUUUUCAAACUUACAUGAAAGGUAAAUUGUUACAGGUAACAGUGUUACAAUGAAGUUUGUUUGCCCUCCACCUAGAUUCAAUAUAUCUAAUAUUUCUCUCUCAUAAAUAUGAACAUGUAUAUAUACAGAUGCAUAUAUACCAUAUAUCAUUCUUAUUGCAUAUUGAAUAUAUUUUACAUAUAUCAUUUUGCUGAGUUUUUCAGUGAAUGUUUUAGAUAUCACUUCACCUCUAAAAAGUCAACAUACAACCCUUAGAAUUAAGGAUAAUCUUCUAGAUGACUAUUAAACCACUAUUACCUAAAAAACACUAAUAAGAACCCUAUAUUUUUCUACGAUAUUCAGCCCAUUUACAAAUUUCUCUGAUUGGUUAAAGAAUAUCUUCUAAAAGUGCUGGCUUUUUUAAAAGCCAAAAACCAAACUGAGCUCAUAUAUUUUAUAUGACUGUGGCUUAUUGGGUCUAAUAAGAAUUGGUCUAGAAUUUGCCCUCCACUUUCUUUCAUUUUUUGAAAACUCAGAAGAAGUAACCUAUAUAAUGUUGUAAUUCCAUACUUGUCCUGCUUUUUCUCAAGGUGGACUUAACUUGUUCUUCCAUCCGUUGUAUUUACUGUGAACUGAAGUUUAUGUCUAGAGGCUUAAGUUUCAGAUUAAACAUUUUUUAUAAGACUA
This is a messenger RNA of Ailuropoda melanoleuca (giant panda), 3398 nucleotides long. RefSeq names its product zinc finger protein 404 (gene ZNF404). The transcript has 5 exons. The record is from RefSeq and is a predicted model, not a curated record. Bases 545 to 2203 code for a protein of 552 amino acids. NCBI's taxonomy places the organism in Eukaryota, Metazoa, Chordata, Mammalia, Carnivora, Ursidae. Gene Ontology annotation, biological process: regulation of DNA-templated transcription.